Messenger RNA from Sitophilus oryzae (rice weevil), 564 nucleotides. Its product is annotated as calcitonin gene-related peptide type 1 receptor-like. Gene Ontology annotation, cellular component: plasma membrane. Bases 1 to 564 code for a protein of 187 amino acids. Gene Ontology annotation, molecular function: G protein-coupled peptide receptor activity. The transcript has 5 exons. Gene Ontology annotation, biological process: cell surface receptor signaling pathway; adenylate cyclase-modulating G protein-coupled receptor signaling pathway. The record is from RefSeq and is a predicted model, not a curated record. Lineage: Eukaryota; Metazoa; Arthropoda; Insecta; Coleoptera; Curculionidae.
AUGACAGAAUUAUUGGGUAUACCCUUGAUAACGACGCUGAUAUACGUGCCCGUUCGAGCGACGUACGGCGAAGGAACUGAACUUACAAUGUGCUGGAUCAAGGAAUCUCGCUUCGAUAUUAUCCAGCAGAUUCCGGUAGGAGCAACGAUCUUUCUCAACCUAAUUUUCCUAAUUAACAUCGUACGUGUCGUCGUCGUGAAACUUAGAAUGGGACCGGCACACGAUGGCCAAGGGGGUGGAGGGGGCGCUUCUAGGUCCACGUUACAAGCGUUAAGGGCCACGUUGUUACUAGUUCCUCUACUAGGAUUAAAUUUUCUCCUUACACCAUUUAGACCACAAGGUGGGCAUAUGUGGGAGAAUAUAUACGAUAUAGUUUCGGCAAUAACAACUUCAUUUCAGGGUUUAUGUGUGGCCAUUCUCUUUUGUUUCUGCAAUGGAGAGGUCCAGGCACAAAUCAAAAGGAAAUGGAGAGCGGCCACUUUCAGACCAAGAGCAAAUUCUUGUACAGUAACAACGGUUUCGGUAAGUAAAUUUAUUAAUUAUUAUAAUUGUAGAAUUCCAUAG